AUGACAGAUUUUUAUCUAAACGAAUCCAAUAAUUUAUCCCAGUACAAAUGCGACCAGACGAUCAUAAUAAACGAAAAAUACCUGAAGGAAAUCUGGAGAUUCCAUUCCGAAUGCGAACCGAAACGCGAACCAAUCGACUGGUACCCCCUAGCGAAUUCGUACUACCCGCGCACGGAAGACGUCGACGCAUGCGCGCGCGUCGGUCACCUCCUGAGCACCGAACGCGACGCGACCUUCGCGCCCGAAACCGCCUGCGAUUGCUCGUGCGAGGAGGACUGCUACUCGGAGCGUUCGGCCCAAAUCAAGUACUUUUCGGCGGAGCCGGCCGCGUUUCUGAUAAUCGGCAAACCGGAGCUGGGCGGUGAGCAGUUGGGGCGGCUCCUCGCCGAUCACUGGAGGUGCGUCUACGUCGAGCCCGAGAAUUUGAUCGCGGAGGAGAUCGCCGGUAGGACGCGGGCCGGCGUCGCGAUCGAGUAUAACUUGCGCGUCGGGAGAGCGAUCGGCGCCGGCACCGUUUUGAGAUUGAUCGCGAAACGGCUGGGCACCGAAACCGUGAAGCAUCGCGGUUACGUGCUGUGCGGUCUUCCGCUGGUGCCCAACGGGCUGUUUCACCAGGAGGCGUUAAGCGAUGACAGCACAAUUUUCGACGUGCGAAACGUGCUCGACGAAAUUCUGGCGAACGUGGACCAACUUGGCGUGCCCCCCGCCUCCAAGCACAAGCUGCUUCAGUUUGAAAUCGAGGACCCCCCGCCUGAUUUUGGAGGGGCGGAUUUGGGUAGCGAAGACGGCGAUGAUGUGUGUAGCACCUUUGGCGAGGACCAACUCGAGUUCAUCUUUCGACGCCUUCACAAGUCGUCCGUUGUGAUAUACAUGGCGUGCCCCAACGGUGACGUCAUCAGGAAGCGCGCGGGCUACCGACUCGACGUCGACACUAACCAAACGGUCGACUCGCAACAGGAGCUCAACGAGAAAAUGAUCUACACGCACUUCUCGCAAACUCCCGGCGUUGCCAACGACGAGGAGUUACCUGAAGAUUUCAUCGACGUGGUGAAGGACAGUCGGAUGGUGUUCGGCAGGUCGCAAGGGAGGCUGCUGGUGCGAACACCCCAGAACUUCCCGAGUAAUGUGAGCGCCACCUUGGAUCGUUUCCGCCAGAGUGCCAUGCCGGAAAUCGAACGCUUUGUUUUGGCGCACGAUCCCCAGCUUGUGAUCAGGGUGGAUGGGCGAAUUUCGGUCGUUCGCAUGUUUUACGCCGUGAAGAUGAAGCUGGAAACGCUUCCUCUGCAAAGGGUGGCGGUGCCCGAGCUUUGUCUCGCCUCGAGUGAGACACCUGGUGAGGCUGGUCCGGCAGACGGAUUGAACAUUGACGGUUUAACUGUGGAGGAGUGUUUCGCCCUGUUUUCGAGGCGAAACGUGGCGAGCUCGAUGUUUAAGUGGGGGUGGAGCGACUGGGGCUGCAAGUGUCCCGUUUCCAUGGUGGACGGUUACGAGAUUCGGGGCGAUCCGAACUACGCCGUGCAUUUCAUGAGCAACAUCUUCUUCUUGGCCAACCAGGAGGCGUGCGCGAGGUUCCAACGGAAUCCGCGCCCGUUUCUGUUGCCACCGUGGCCGAAACCGACCUGCCGGAUUUACGUCAUGGGUCCCAGACUGUCCGGGAGGACCUCCGUCGCGAACUGUCUGGGGUACGUCUUCAAAGCGGCCGUUCUCAACUACGACCAGUUGAUGCACAGCUGUUUCACGGCGAGGCUCAACGAGUACCGCAACGGAAUUCGGAGCAAGGCUCUCGAGCACGCGCUCGGCGUACUUAACGCACAGCGGCAGGGGGAGUGGGACGAACUGGAGCGAGAGAGAGCGCUGAAGAUCGACGAGUGGGCGUUCGGCCAGCGGGAGGCGAUCAAACAGCUGAUCCGUUUGAGGAGGGACAUCGCCGAGCUGGAGUCGCAAACCGCGUUUUUUCCCGUAUCCUCGUUUCCGUUGCAGCUUUCCUACAGCAAGACGGUCGAAAGCUCCGACGGUAACGCGCGCACGUCCGUUUCGACGCUCCCCCUCGCGAAACUGAAGGAGAUGGCGAAUGAGCUGGAGCGAACGAUGGGCGUGCCACCUCUUUCGGAUUACGAGGAGCUAUUACACGACGUGGAUCAACUGUACAAGUAUCUACCAGAACACUUGCGGCAACCCACGGAGGCGGUCGUACCCGCCUCGGAGUCCGACGAGCCCGUGCGACUCUACGUCGAGGAGGCCUUGAGGAGUGCGUCCUACGAUCACCUGGAAAUGACAAUGGAGCACAAGGUGGAGGUGCUGACGCGAAGUAUUAAAGAGAUCGAAGACCGCAACCGUAGCCGAGGAGGUUGGAUCGUUGACGGCGUCCAGCCCAUCCCUCAACUCUUCCAGGAGCUGAAUCCCGACUACACCCCGACCUUUAUAAUUCUGCUAGCCGACGGCCACGAGAUUCUCCUCGAGCGCUUCCCCAAACGCGGCCAAAACGAGUUCCGGGACUUUCGCGGGUUAUUCCACGAGAUCGAAAAGGAGGAGGCGGCUUGGAGGUCUCCGUCUGUUACCUCGACGGUUAGCUAUCGGGAGCGAAACAUGAAGCGCGUCGUCGACGAGAUUUUGGACGAGAUCGACGACGGUCGCCUGGAGAACAUCGUCGCGUACACGCGCGACCUCCACCAGUUCGACGUGGACUUCGCCGGGCUAAGACCGAAGCUGGUGGAGUUCGGCAUCGACGUUCUCCCAGUCACCGUCUCACCCUCCUUAAAGGACACGCUGAAGGAGGCGGUGCGCCUCGUCGAAAACCGCUACCGGCGACCCGCCUCGGAGUACACGGAGCUGGACCGCGCCGAAGAGGUGCAAGAUCUCGGCGGCGGACUCGAACCCGAAGAAAAGGAGGACGGCCCCGACGACAUCUUGGCAAAUCGCCGCUACGGCGACACCUUCCACUACUGCCCGGUCGCCUUCGCCGAGCACCGCGUGCUUUGGAGGGGCAAGGAGGAGUUCGCCGCCAAAUUUCAGGACAAGGUCUACACCUUCGCCGACCGGAGCGCUCUGGACGCCUUCGUCGGCGACCCGUACCGCUAUCUUCCGCCGCGUCGCGCGAAAAUUCCCCCGCCUCGCGUCUGCGUCGUCGGGCCGCGGGCCUCCGGAAAGUACGCGCUCGCCGAUCGACUCUGCCGAAACUUCGGGCUUUGCCGUCACCAAUUCGCGAACCUGGACCGCGCGCUCGGGGCGCUAUGGACCUCGGAGCGCGAGCGGGUUUUCGGCUUCGUUCUCAGCGGUUUUCCUAGGCGACUCGCGGACCUGUCGUUCAUGCUAGAGCACCACGCCAUCCCCGAUUUGGUCAUCGAACUCGCCGCCGACAAGAACGAGGUGCGCGAACGUCUCCUAGCGAGAUUCGGCGGGCUGGGGGAGGACGAGUUCGAGAGUUUCGUAAAUGAAGUUGAAGAUUCCUUCGCCAAGGAGCUCGAGGACCUGCAGGAGACCAGGGAAAGGUGCCGACUGGAGCAGAUCCCGUGGGUGACAGUCGACUCGUUUACGCAAGCGGCUCGGGUCGUCGACGGGCUGAAGUUUCGCAACGAGUCCGCAUUCGAGAGGGUUUACGAGGUGUCGGUCGAUCUCUCGGAGAGGCUUCUGUCGUCGGGCUACUACUUUUUGAGCCGAUUCGGUAGGUGGUGUCCGGUCGACGGGUCCAGUCCGGUUCAGAUGUACCUGAAGUCGAAGGAAACCUACCAGCUGACCCCUUGCAUACAUCGCCAGUACGUCUACUUCAUCGCGCGAAAAAGUGACGUGGAGAAAUUCAAAGCGAACCCGCUGAGGUACACGUCGCAAGCUGGACACGUGCCCAAGGCGCAGGUGCCGUUUCGACUCGCGAUCGUCGGGUCGCCGAGGUCGGGCAAGACGAGCCUGGCCGAAAGGUUCCGGAGGGAGCUCGGGCUUCAGGUGGUGACGCGCGGGAAAGCCGGAAGGUACGUGCUGAAUUAUUUGAGGUUUUCCCAACUGGCCGAAAGUAUGGACUCGGUGCUGCGGUUCGGUUGGCAGCUGAGCGAGGAGUGCGCGAUGAGGGCUGUGGAGGCGAUUUCGUUCGACUCGAAAUGUGUAACUCUGGGAAUGGUCAUGGAUGGCUUCCCCGAGAGCAGGACCGAGGUUCGCGCCCUGGCGACCGCCGGGCUGGUACCGCAUUUGGUUAUCAACCUGAACGCAGACCUGCCCGUGGUGAGCGAGUUUCGUGGGAGCGCAGGCAAACGGGGACUUCCGCCUUUUUCGGAACGGUUCAUUAGCCACCGGUACCACCAGGUUAAAAUGCUAGAGCCCAUCUUUCAGGAAUGGUUCCAGAGUGAGUACCAAGUGCUCAAGACUAUUCAGGUGGGGCCCUCCAGGUGGCGGGCUUGGAACCAAAGCCGGGAUUUGGCAAUGGACGCCUUUUCUCAAGUUCAACAUUACUUCAGCCACGCUUCGGCUGAUACCCCCCUCCACCUCGCGCACAUGCUGGUCACGCCUUUAGAAUUCAUCGAGCGCCAAAGCGGAUACAAGAACUACUGCCCUUGCUGCUUGUACUUCGACAAUUGUUUAAUCGACGGUGGCUCCCCCCCGGACCGUACACGACUCUUGCAAUUUCGCGAAUACUUCUACUUCAUCUGCAGCUCCCACACGGAGCACUUCCUCGGCGAUCCCCUCAGAUUUAUCUCGCCCUACAAUCCACGCCAGUUACCCGACCAAGUCCCAGUUCGCCCCGCCCACAUUCCCCAAGGAAACCCCUACUCUGAGGGCAACUGCAUCGUGUGUUACACGCAGAAUUUACCCCGCCACGUGAUCCACCCCGGCAGUCGCCUGCUGACGGUGGUUUACCGCGAAAAAAUCUACCGUUUCGACACCGAACCAUGCCUCCAGACCUUCAUGCGGGAACCCCACCUCUUCUUCUCCAAGGUGAUCAACUACGACGACCCGCUCCCGGCGCUCCGUCCCCAAGACCUGCCCAUACCCGGCUACCUUCAGCAGGACGACGCGCAUCAGCUCGUGCGCGCCAUCAACAACACUCGCAUACUGCGACCGGUGAUACCCGGCCUGAGCGUAGAGCAAUCGGCGGCCCUUAACGUGGGCUUUCACCUGAAAGUGAACAACCCCAAGACGACGGAGAGAUUUCUGCCCCUUUACGCGGAGGCGAGGGAGACGUUCAAUAGGAGACGAUUAAGUCUGCUGAGGCGGCUGGACGAAAUGAAGCGGAUGAUUAAUCCGUAUUUAUACUACGAGGAACCGAUGCCGAAGUUUGUCGAUCCGUUGGCCGACAGUUCCCGAGCAAGUAGCGUUCCUACGAGUAAGGUAUUCGACGAGCAUGAUAUUAAUUAGGAAAUUAAUGUUGUUCAAUUCUAAUAAAAGUACAAGUUGAGAGGUUCCACCCUGUAUAUACAACUUACGACGAUACAUACAUUUUUGAGAGUUGGCAACCAUGCAAUUUCUGGCGCCACCUAGAAAGCACGAA
Messenger RNA from Photinus pyralis (common eastern firefly), 5473 nucleotides. RefSeq names its product adenylate kinase 9-like. Gene Ontology annotation, molecular function: ATP binding; AMP kinase activity; nucleoside diphosphate kinase activity. The record is from RefSeq and is a predicted model, not a curated record. Gene Ontology annotation, biological process: AMP phosphorylation. NCBI's taxonomy places the organism in Eukaryota, Metazoa, Arthropoda, Insecta, Coleoptera, Lampyridae. Gene Ontology annotation, cellular component: cytoplasm. The coding region runs from base 1 to 5340 and encodes 1779 amino acids. The transcript has a single exon.